Messenger RNA from Trypanosoma conorhini, 1365 nucleotides. RefSeq lists its product as uncharacterized. Lineage: Eukaryota; Euglenozoa; Kinetoplastea; Trypanosomatida; Trypanosomatidae. Bases 1 to 1365 code for a protein of 454 amino acids. The transcript has a single exon. The record is from RefSeq and is a predicted model, not a curated record.
AUGUACGACCUCCAUGUUUGCUUGUUUGUUUCCGCCUUCUUGCUGUUGCUGUCGUUGACGACGAUGCCGGCUUGCCGUCUCUCCUCUCCUAUCCCCAGGAAGCAGAACGCGGCGCAGAUGCUAACCCGACUAGGCGCAGGGAAAAGUUCCCCGCACCACGGUGCCGUUGCGGUGCAGCGCUGCUUUUUUUACGCCGGCCUGGAUGAGUCACGAGUGCGGCGACUGCGGCGUGCCAGCACGACGUUUAACAAACCUCGUGGACGUGACACGUUGUCAUUGGCCUUUGAGCGGCGCGUGCGUGUGCUGCCGCUUCUUGGGGCGGGGGACAUGUACGCGGCGCCGGCGGCGUCCUCGGCGGCCGCGGACUGCGGCGCCGCGGGUGCGUCAAGGAGGCCGCUGCGUGUGCUCGUGGUCGAGCUGCUCUCGCUGGGCGACGUGGAGGCGGUGGUGCCGUACCCGGCCCCGCACCCAACGUACUACGCGGGGUGGACAGAUGACGGCCAACCGCACGCCGCGGCGAAGACGCCUGGGGCUUCGCCGUUUCUUGUCAGCGGGCGUGGGCGCAUGCUGCUGCCAGGCAACAAAAUGCAGCUGCGGCAAAACGGCGACACCUCACUCUUACGCGGGACCUUCACCAGGCGCGGCGCGAGCCACGGCGACACGGAGUAUGCGGUGGCACUCUGCAUUGAUCCCUAUCUGGACUUGGGGCGGUUUAGACGGGAGGAGGCGCAGGUGGAGCUGAUCUGCGGCUACCGCAACGUGCUCUACGAGGCGGUAGAGCUGCCUGGCGGUCCGGCGGACGUCGUGCGCAUCCCCGCCCUCUCGUGUGACACGUGCGGGGAGAACCUGCGCCACGAGCUGGGCAAGCUGAGCCAGCAAGCCCUCAUCAAGGGCUUUCACCGCAUUAGUAACGAGGCAAAGGAGAGUCUCAUUGUGAAUCCGCGCUUUCGCGUCGAGGUGUAUGUCCCGCCGCGGCUGCUCGAAGAGUUUGGGCGUGCCUUUUUGGAGGACGCCUGGGAGACGCCGGAGUCCACGAUAGAUCCCGGACGCACCGCGCUGUACCCCGGCCUGCCGCCCCCGCGAACGCUGCUGGAGGCCGACGGCUGGAUCGGCAAGCGCCGCGAGUUAGUGGAGGCGGUGGAGACGGAGGGACGGAGUUUGAUGCGGGGGACCCAGCGUGCGUUGGAUGGGACCGCCAUCGCGCCGCGCGAGGUCCUCACGGACAUUCGCGUGUUCGGCCGCGAGCGGGAGCAGCAGGUGAUGCUCGAGGGCGAGCGGGAAACGGCCGCGAAGGAGGGAUAUGACGCAACCGGCGACGGGCACCCCGCGUCGAUUGCCCCGCGGCGUCCAGGCAUCAAUCAGUAG